UCCGGAGAGUCCUAAGAUUCUGGGAUUGGUGUUUCUCCUCGGUGGUGGAAGAGAGAAUGGGGCUAGAGGAGGAUGAUUUCGUGUUUCACGGGACGCCGAUAGAGCGAGAGGAUGAGAUCGGUAGCCGGAAGAAGAAAGCAGUCGCGGGAGCUUCGGGGAACCUUAGAACUCUCCCUGCUUGGAAGCAAGAGGUGACUGAUGAAGAAGGUCGGAGAAGGUUCCAUGGAGCAUUUACUGGUGGAUAUUCUGCUGGGUAUUACAAUACAGUGGGGUCAAAAGAGGGCUGGGCUCCGCAGUCAUUUACGUCGUCAAGGAAGAACAGAGCUGGAGCGAGAAGGCAAAAUAUUUCAGACUUCCUUGAUGAAGAUGAAAAGGCGGAGUUAGAGGGACAAUCACUGUCUGCGAGCUCACAAUUUGACACAUUUGGAUUUACAGCAGCCGAACAUUCUCGCAAGCAAGCUGAGAAAGAACAGCAUGAAAGGCCAUCAGCCAUUCCUGGCCCAGUGCAUGACGAACUUAUUGCUCCAGUUUCGGAAUCAAUUGGCGUCAAACUGUUGUUAAAGAUGGGAUGGCGGCGUGGUCAUUCAAUAAAGGAUGUGCGUGCUGGUUCAGAUGCUCGUAGGGAAGCUAGAAAAGCAUUUUUAGCCUUCUCCGCUGAUGAGAGUACUAAGGGAUCUUCGGACUCGCUGGUUUUGGAGAGUGAAGUGAAAACUUCUCUGGAUCCACAGAUUAAUGAAGAUAUUAAAUUUUCUGAAACCACUCCUGUAUAUGUUCUCAAUCCGAAGCAGGACCUGCAUGGUUUAGGAUAUGAUCCUUUUAAGCAUGCUCCUGAGUUUAGAGAAAAGAAAAGAUCUCGCUUGUCUGCCGGUAAGGAGGCUGGCUACAAAAAACCAUUGUCAAUGAAGGAAAGUCUUUUCGGACCUAACACAGGAAAAAUUGGUCCUGGUUUUGGCAUUGGCGCACUUGAGGAGCUUGAUGUCGAGGAUGAAGAUGUCUAUGCUGGUUAUGACUUUAAUCAGACUUAUGUCAUAGAAGAUGAACAGCCAGUAAGACCGCACAAUGAUAAUACACUGAGGUUAACCUCAAAAGAGCAUAAUGUUCUGCCAGGUUUUGGAGCUGCUUCGAAUUCUGACUACAGUGUAGAGAGAUUUGAUCCUCCGAAAAUCCCCAAAGACUUUGUGGCUCGGCAUAAGUUUCUUGGUCCUCGGGAGACUGAAACUAAGCUAACUGCUUCUGCUCCUCCAGAUGUUCCUCCACCUGAAGAUAAGAAUCUGAAAAUUCUGAUCGAUGGCUUUGCAACAUUUGUUUCCCGCUGCGGGAAACUGUACGAGGAUCUUUCUAGAGAGAAGAACGAAUCAAAUCAGCUGUUUGAUUUUCUUCGGGGAGGUAGCGGUCAUGACUACUAUGUAAGAAGAUUGUGGGAGGAGCAACAAAAGCGCGGUGAUCAAAGUAAUCUGCAAUUAGAUGUUAAGGUCCCUUCAAGCGUUGAGAAAAUGACUGCAGAAAAGCGUGGUAGCUUAUUAGGAGAAAGGCCACUGCAGAAAAGUUUGAAAGAAACUGAAACCUCUGCUUCUUCUGGAGGAUCCUUCCAAUUCCCCACCAAUCUCUCUGACACAUUCACCAAAUCUGCUUCAUCUCAAGAGGCAGCCGAUGCUGUCAAGCCCUUCAAAUAUGACCCGGCAAAACAAGAAAGAUUUGAGCAGUUUCUCAAGGAGAAAUACAAAGGAGGGUUACGUACAACAGAUUCCAGUAGAUUUAACAGCAUGUCGGAAGCAGCUCGUGCUCAAGAGAGGCUGGACUUUGAGGCUGCAGCUGAGGCGAUUGAGAAAGGGAAAGCUUAUAAGGAGGUCAGACGGGCUACUGAACGGCCUAUCGACUUUCUUGCAGGAGGGCUGCAAUUUACUUCUGGUGGAACAGAGCAAAGUAAAGACAGUGGAGUAGUAGACAUGAAAUCAAGUAAGACAUACCCUAAAAGGGAAGAGUUCCAAUGGCGUCCUGCACCUCUUCUGUGCAAACGAUUUGACCUUCCUGAUCCUUUCAUGGGAAAGCCGGGAACUGCUCCGCGAGCAAGAAACAAAAUGGAUUCUCUCAUAUUCUUGCCGGAUACAGUGAAAGCUGCAUCUGAUCUACAAGAACCUAAGAAAGAGACAACAGUAGAAGAGCCUGAAGUUGAGGUACAAGUGGAGAAUGUGGAGAGACCUGUUGAUCUUUACAAGGCCAUUUUCUCUGAUGAUUCUGAAGAUGAUGAAGAACAACCUAUGAAUGGAAAGAAAGAAGAGGGUCAAGAAAAGAAGAAUGAAGCGGCUGCUGCAACCACAUUAAACCGACUCAUAGCUGGUGAUUUUCUAGAAUCUCUGGGGAAAGAACUGGGUUUCGAAGUACCUUCUAAUGUCACCUACCCGGAAGGAACCAAGCCAGUGGAAGAAGAUAGCAAGUCCAAACGCAAAUCCGAUGCAUCUUCUGAGAGAAGACCUGAAACGAAAGAAAAACCAGAGGAGAAGACGAGCAGCCUCAAACUCGGGUCUGAAGGAGAAAAGAGUACAAAAAGGAGCGAGAAGUCGCCAAGAAACUGGAGUGGUGAAGAAAAGAGUACAAAAAAUAAAGAGGAGUCGCCAAGAAACGAUCUAUCUUCGAGCGAUUCCUCAGGAGAUGAAGGGAGGAGAAGACGUUCCAAGAAAGAUAAGCAUAGAAACAAUGAUUCAGAGAGCGACUCGUCAAGUGACUACCACAGCAGAGAUAAACGAAGCUCAAGAUCAAGAAGAAAGAGGAGAGAAUCUUCUAGAGAGAAUAGAAGUAGCCACAAGAAGCAUUACAAGACCAAGGACUCCUCUUCUUCACGGUACAGCAUGGACGAAGACCGGAAAGAGUCAAGGCGGGAGAAGCGGAGGCACAGAGACUGAAACCAAAUAGGAGCACACUUGCAUACAUCGUUAUUGUGAACAUUGAAACACUAUAGAAUUGAGUUAUGCAAUAUCUACACUGUUUUGAUGGUCAGAUUAUAUAGCAAAUGAUGAGCUUAGUUUAUGUGAGCUGAUACUAUCAGACUUGUAUUGGAUAAAUCUUUAAUUACAUUACAUACAUAUAAACAAAAGAGGACAUCGUAGGUUUAUUAA
Brassica oleracea var. oleracea is the source of this 3113-nucleotide messenger RNA. Its product is annotated as G patch domain-containing protein TGH-like. Gene Ontology annotation, molecular function: RNA binding. The record is from RefSeq and is a predicted model, not a curated record. Bases 57 to 2900 code for a protein of 947 amino acids. Gene Ontology annotation, biological process: mRNA processing. Gene Ontology annotation, cellular component: nucleus. NCBI's taxonomy places the organism in Eukaryota, Viridiplantae, Streptophyta, Magnoliopsida, Brassicales, Brassicaceae. The transcript has 16 exons.